This is a messenger RNA of Lachnellula hyalina, 1125 nucleotides long. RefSeq names its product Polygalacturonase (gene PGA). The transcript is spliced from 3 exons. Gene Ontology annotation, molecular function: polygalacturonase activity. Gene Ontology annotation, biological process: pectin catabolic process. The record is from RefSeq and is a predicted model, not a curated record. NCBI's taxonomy places the organism in Eukaryota, Fungi, Ascomycota, Leotiomycetes, Helotiales, Lachnaceae. The coding region runs from base 1 to 1125 and encodes 374 amino acids. Gene Ontology annotation, cellular component: extracellular region.
AUGCUGUCUUUAUUCUUUAUCUCUUCAUUUCUAACCACGGCUCUGGCUGGUGGCCAGCUUGAACGUCAAGUAUAUGGUUCACCAUGUUAUUGCACCAAUUAUUCUCAGAUUCCAACCGCAGUAGCAUCAUGUACUGAGAUCCUACUCGAAAACAUCGCAGCGCCAAACAAUUCCAGCAUUGAUCUCUCGAAACUGAAAGAUAAUACUAAAGUUACAUUCUCGGGCCUCACAACUUUUGGGUUCACCAACUCGAGCUCGUUUGAGCCGAUGAUCUUCGGUGGCGAUAACGUGACAAUCACGGCUGCUAAAGGAGCACAAAUUGAUGGUAAUGGACCGGCAUACUGGGACGGACUCGGUUCAAAUGGAGGAGUGCCAAAACCAAACCAUUUCAUCACCGUCAGCAAGAUGACCGGAGGCUCAGUUAUCAAGCUCCUCCACAUCAAAAACUGGCCCGUCCAUCUCUUCAGCAUAUCAGGCUCCUCAGACCUCACACUGCGCGACAUGAUCCUCGACAACAGCGCCGGCGACGCGCCAAAUAACCGCAGUAACGGUCUAGCAGCCGGUCACAACUCAGAUGGCUUCGAUGUCAGUUCUUGCAACAACACGCUCAUCGCAAACACGACGGUCAUCAAUCAAGAUGACUGCGUGGCUGUCACGAGCGGGAAUAAUGUUACCGUGGAUAGUAUGUAUUGUUCCGGGGGACACGGGUUGAGUAUCGGUUCUGUUGGCGGGAAGGCCAAUAACGUCGUGACCAAUGUCCUCUUCAGCAACAGCCAAAUAGUAAACUCGCAAAAUGGUGCGCGCAUAAAAACAAACUACAACACCACUGGCUUCAUCGCCAACAUAACAUACUCCUCCAUCUCCCUCUCCAACAUCUCGAGCUAUGGUAUCGACGUACAGCAAGAUUAUCUGAAUGGCGGGCCAACGGGCGAUCCGAGCAAUGGUGUGAGUAUUGAGAAUGUCCUGUUCAAGAAUGUCACGGGCACGGCGACGGAGAGCGCGUAUGAUUAUUAUGUGUUGUGUGGCAGUGGCAGUUGUGAGAAUUUUGUCUUCGACGAGGUGGAGGUGACGGGGGGUGGGAAGGGGGCGAGUUGUAAUUUUCCUGCUGGUGGGUGUCCUGUUUGA